Molecule: messenger RNA, 2160 nt
Organism: Terrapene triunguis (Three-toed box turtle)
Lineage: Eukaryota; Metazoa; Chordata; Testudines; Emydidae
Gene: CCDC91
Product: coiled-coil domain containing 91
Exons: 13
Coding region: 174-1544 (456 amino acids)
Biological process (GO): Golgi to lysosome transport
Cellular component (GO): trans-Golgi network
Source: RefSeq, a predicted model, not a curated record
AGAGGGAGGGGAGGUCUUUCCCGGGAAGGUGGCUGCCGCACCAGUAGCGUUACCUGCGGUGGCUGUGCGGAGUAGUGACGUACACACGCAGAUACGUACGCCCGGCCCAGGACAGAGGGAGGGGGCGGGGCAACUGGAUUGAACCACCCUCGGCGACAGGUGCCAACAGGAAAAUGGAUGACGACGAAUUUGGAGGCUUUGAGGCAGCAGUGACCUUUGAAGGUGAAGAUGGUGAAACACAAACUAUUUCUCCUGCUAUUCCUUGGGCAGCAUUUCCUGCAGUAUCUGAAGUCCAUGUACCUUCAGAUGUUCUUCUGGAGCAUUCUCUGUCUUCUGCUUGCCUUGUGCCUUCUGAUUCAUUCAUCUUAUCAGGUGAUGAUGUACUGACAACUGUUCAAACAGCCAACAGUAUUUUAAACCCAGCUGUUCUUAAAGAACAGGUUCAGUUAUCAGCCAGUUCUUCCUUGGAUAUCUCAAUUCCUUCUUUGAGUUUAACGGAAGGAAAACCUUCAGAAAAUUCAACCAUCCCUGUGGGUGACUCUGAGAAGCCGGGAAUAAAUGGAUCAAAGAAGCAUCUUCAACCAACAGUUGCAAGUCUAGAGAUUAAACUUAAAGAUGCUGAAGAAGAAAAAUGUAGAAUUAAAAAGGAGUUAGAAGAUUUGAUGGAAAAGCAUAGUAUCCUGCAAACCGAUUUCUUGAAAGAAAAGGAAGGUGAAUUCAUCUCACACCAAGAUCGCUACAAAAAGCUGCAGGAGAAACAUAAGCUUGAGUUUGAAGACAUGAGGAAAGCUGGACAUGAAGCCCUGACUAUUAUUGUGGAAGAAUUUAAGGCACUAUUGCAGUCUACAGUUCAGAAGCAAGAAGAAGGCAUUGAAAAACAAUACGUAGCUGCAAUUGAAAAACACUCAUACAAGUGUGAGGAACUGCUGAAUGCUCAGCAUCAGAGACUUCUUGACAUGCUGGAUACAGAGAAAGAAGUGUUAGCACAAAAAGUAGAAGCAGCCUUGAUGCAACAAUCACAAAAACAUAAGGAAGCCCUGGAAAAAUGUUUGGAGGAACAAGAGAAUAGAAGUAAAGAGGCUUUAGCAGCUGCUGCUAAGAUUGAAAAAGAAGUAAUGCAAGAGGCCAUUUUAAAAGCAGUCGAAGAGGAAAGGAGAAACAUGGAGAAAAUUCAUGCAAAAGAAAAAGAAAUAUGGCAGGCCGAAUGUGUCAAAGACAAAGAAAAGAUUGCUCAGGCUCUGCAGGAGGCUGUGCAAGAGCAAAGAAAAACCAGUCAAGAAAUUGUUAAGGCAGCAAUAAUGGAAGAACAGAAACGAAGUGAAAAGGCUGUGGAAGAAGCUGUGAAAAGAACAAGAGAGGAAUUGAUGGAAUAUAUCAAAGAACAGAAGAGGCUCGAUCAAGUUGUCCGCCAACGUAGCCUGUGUAGUUUGGAACUAUUCCUCUCAUGUGCACAGAAGCAAUUAAGCACUUUAUUAAAAGAAGAACCAAUCACUUCAGAGCAAGAGAGAGAAACUGAAAAUCUAAAUGGCAAUGAAAACAUGUGAUUCGUGAUGCUACAAAUCUGUAUGCUGCAAAUUACAAAAUCUCUCUUCUUUUUAAAAUAUGGGACUCUAUCAUUUGUCAAGACUGAUCUAAAACAAUGUUUAGUAGAAACUAUCUGCAGGUGACUUCAUUUGAUUUUUUAAAAUUAUUAUUACUGGUUUGCAAUAUUAGAAAUAAGAAAAUAAUUGGAAGAAAUUCUCAAUAUUAAACUGUGCACAUGUUGUCAUCUUUAAAGCCUUCAGUGGCCUAUUAGUGAUAUCGUAGGCAAAUGCAGUGGUGAUAAUAACAUUGCCUUGUUAUGGCUGUUUACAAGAGAUGUCAGCAUGUGUCCAUAUAAUUUAUUAGUAUUUUUGACACAGAAAAAGGCUGUGAUUUGGCCCCUGAUUCAGCAAGGCAUUUAACCGCAUAUGAAAGUCUAUCCAUAUCCCCCUGGUACAUGAUCAAUGCAUUGCUGCCCUGGGGGCCGUAGAAUCUUAUCAUCACAUGUGUCUUAUUUAUCACUACUGUCAAUACUGAGUCAUAAGAAUGCUGCUCAACAUUUUUUAAAAAAUUGUUUCUGAAGAUCAUUCUCCAGCAUUGGAAGAAGAAUGUUUUUUCUUAAAAAAAAAAAAAAAAAAA